Branchiostoma floridae (Florida lancelet) is the source of this 1727-nucleotide messenger RNA. RefSeq lists its product as uncharacterized. Lineage: Eukaryota; Metazoa; Chordata; Leptocardii; Amphioxiformes; Branchiostomatidae. The record is from RefSeq and is a predicted model, not a curated record. Bases 1 to 1536 code for a protein of 511 amino acids. The transcript is spliced from 9 exons.
AUGGAUACUGAAGCUGAUCUAGGAGAGGGGCAGGCGGGGGAAGAAGUGUUCCUGGACCCUCCUCGGUUUGUCACGAUGUCCGUCAAGAAACACAACAAGGUGCAGCCUGACGUCACCAUCCCAGUGGAACCAUCUUUACAAGAACUAAGUUCCUCUCAAGGCGCACAGGCUCAGGGGUUCAUCCGUGAAGCGCCAGCACCCAUCGAACUUCCUGACAUCCCUACAUUCGUCCGACCUACACAAGUGCAGCAGAGAUCAAUCAGUGAAAACUACAAAUCCUUCUCCAACGCGAAAAACCAAGUCAUCGAGAAGACAGGCAAAGUCCUUGGCACCCUCCUCAGGGCCGUGUUCGCGCUGGUAGCAAACGGUCUGUUCCUCAUGAACUUCAUCUACGCUAUCAUCAACGCUUACGGCGACCCAAACAACACGCCGGAACUGUUUGAUAAAACCGCCACGGCGUUCGCUGUGUUAGAGUUGGUCAUCAUCGUGGUGACGUACGCGCUGGAGAUAGGGCAGAGCCGCGGGAAGUGUCAGAGGGAAAGAAGGUUGAACAAGUUGGCCGGUGGCAGAGGAGAUUGGGAAAUCAUUAAGACAUUCUUCCUCGAGUUCUUGCUCUAUCCAAUCGUCAUAGUAGAUCUGUACGAGUUCGUCGUAGAGAAACAAUACUUCUUUCGGGCACUUGACUCCAUUUUGGGCGCCAUCUUGUUUCUCCUGUUCGUCCUCGAGCUGACCCAGACGUACGUGGUGCGCAUCUACGUGCUCAUGUCUGUCAAACGAACCAUCCACAAGGAGUUCGGAAGCACCGCCAAUCGCCGUGCCUGUAACGGACACGGCUACUCCUGGUGGAGCGGAGAUGUCCUGGCGAGUCUGAUUGGUCAACAGCUGCAAAACAUGCUCCUGUUCGUGCUGAUAAUGGCCCAACUGGGUUACGUCAUUCACAUGGAGAACGAGCACGGGGACUAUAAUGUCACGUUAUGGAGUGGUGUGAUCAUCGCAGCAGGAAUGCUGUUUCCUGUCUUUCAAAAUCUUCUGUUCCUUCUGACCAAUAAGAUGUGGAUUUACGAGAUGAUAUAUCAGGUAUUGUAUGAUAACGAACGCCAGGAACAGUCGGAUUCGGGAAGCAGCGCCACCCAGCAGGACGCAGACAAAAGGCAGCGAAAACUUCGCGAGUACAAGUCGAUGUGGAAGGAAAUCUCCAACCAAACAUGGAAACAAAACGUCUGGGCUGGACUCUGGAACGGAUCUACUGGCGUCGCGGUCGUCAUUUGGGCGGCCAUGUUUUCAGCAUAUUGUUUUAGUUCCUAUGUUGCAGGCACACCAGCCCCACUGUUGGCCAUCAUUGUGCUGAUGAACUGGCAAAUAAUACUAGCUUGUAUUGUUAUAUUCUUUUGGACACUUCUGCACGUCUUGUAUUAUAUGGUGUAUAGCAUAGGCUAUGUAUUGUAUUACAUGAUGUAUGGCAUAGGGUACGGUUUGUAUCAUGUGGUGAAUUGUUUAGGUGCCAUUUUCCCACCAGAAACAAGUGGGGAUGAGUGAGACUGCUGCAUUUUCAGUUCAAUUUGUUGCUUGUUGUAAAGCAUAUAUCAAGGAAAGAACCAAAACGGGUAUCUUGACGAUGAUUUCAUUAAGGUUGUAAUGAAACUAGAACAUGGGCUAUAUCUUUAUGGAUCGUACCAGCAGUGGCAUCGACGCAUCAGCAAUUUGAGAAAUAAUUUGUUGUUUGUUAU